Molecule: messenger RNA, 909 nt
Organism: Daphnia carinata
Lineage: Eukaryota; Metazoa; Arthropoda; Branchiopoda; Diplostraca; Daphniidae
Product: N6-adenosine-methyltransferase TMT1A-like
Exons: 3
Coding region: 37-843 (268 amino acids)
Molecular function (GO): S-adenosylmethionine-dependent methyltransferase activity
Source: RefSeq, a predicted model, not a curated record
AUAACGGGGAACGAAACAUUGUUCAUCAGUACCAAGAUGUUUGAUUCUGCUUCGAAAUUGUCUUAUCCGGUAACUCGGAUGUGGAUUCCUCCCAUUUUGCUGGGAUUUGGCAUUUUAUUUCUUAUCAGAAAAUGGGUCGGCAAUUAUCUCCGGCAGUUAUUUUUUGCAUCGACGUACAACAAGAUGCUUGGUACUUAUCACGUGACAUGUCGUGAACUGAAAAGACAACAUUUUGAUUCAAUGAAGAAUCAUCCAUCAACCGAUCCCGUCCUGAGGAAAAAAGGCGCUCUGAGGAUAUUAGAAAUCGGUCCUGGACCCGGAUACAAUUUCGAAUUUUAUCCUCCAAACAGCGUACUGACUGUCGUUGAAGUCAACCCGUUCUUCGAGGAUCAAUUCUUCAAGAAACAGGCAGAUCACCCGCAGAUCAAGCUGGAUCGUUUCAUCGUCGGAUUCGCUGAAGAUAUGAAAGGUAUCCCUGACAACAGCAUCGAUAUUGUCGUGUCCACAAUGGUCCUCUGCUCCGUCCGCACUGUGGAAAGAGCCCUGAAAGAAAUUCAUCGUGUUCUGGCCCCGGGUGGCAAGUACUAUUUUUGGGAGCACAUCCUCGAAGGUGAAUAUUGGUGGGUUCGAAUGAUCCAACACAUAGCUUCUCAUCGAAUAUGCCCUUAUCAAUUCGUCUUUGCCGGCUGCAAGUUGAAUCGAAAAAGCGACGAAAUCAUUAAACGCAAUGGAGUUGGAUUCUCGCACAUUGACCAGCAACGAUUUCGAACUCCGCAAAAGGGAGGAUUGCAAGCCAUUUUGAUUUUCCAUAGCUCCCAUCUCAAAGGCAUUGCCACCAAAUAACUUUAACUAGCUCACCGAUACUUUCUCUAAUUGUAGAGUAUAAGAUCGUAUAUAUGCGGCUAUAAU